Tetrahymena thermophila SB210 is the source of this 822-nucleotide messenger RNA. RefSeq lists its product as hypothetical. NCBI's taxonomy places the organism in Eukaryota, Ciliophora, Oligohymenophorea, Hymenostomatida, Tetrahymenidae. The transcript is spliced from 9 exons. The record is from RefSeq and is a predicted model, not a curated record. Gene Ontology annotation, molecular function: protein binding.
AUGGGUGCAUCAAACAUAGGUUCUGCUAUAGCAAAUUGCAUUAAUCUCUCAAAUUUAACACUUGAACUUUAUAACAAUUAAAUUGGUGACCAAGGUGUAUCAGGUUUAGGUUCUGGUUUAGCAAAUUGCAUCAAUCUCUCAUAUUUGGCACUUUCACUUGGUCGUAAUUAAAUUGAUACAAAGGGUGCAUCAGACUUAGUUUCUGGUUUAGCAAAUUGCAUUAAUCUCUCAAAUUUGGUACUUAACCUUGGUUGCAAUUUUAUUGGUGAUGAAGGUGCAUCAAGAUUAGGUUAUGAUUUAGCAAAUUGCAUUAAUCUCUCAAAUUUGACACUUAUCCUUGAUGGAAAUUAAAUUGGCGAGGUAGGUGCAUCAGGUUUAGGUUCUGGUUUAGUAAAUUGCAUUAAUCUCUCAAAUUUGGCACUUCACCUUUAUCGAAAUUAAAUUGGUGAUGAAGGUGCAUCAGGCUUAGGUUUUGGUUUAGCAAACUGCAUUAAUCUCUCAAAUUUGGAACUUCAUUUUAAUGACAAUUUAAUUGGUGUAAUGGGUGCAUCAGGCUUAGGUUCUGGUUUAGCAAAUUGCAUUAAUCUCUCAAAUUUGACACUUGAACUUUAUUACAAUUAAAUUUAUGAUGAAGGUGUAUCAAGCUUAGGUUCUGCUUUAGCAAAUUGCAUUAAUCUCUCUAAUUUGACACUUAUCCUUGAUUACAAUGAAAUUACAAGUGAAGGUGCAUCAGGCUUAGGUUCUGGUUUAGCAAACUGCAUUAAUCUCUCAAAUUUGACACUUCGCUUUUAGUAAAAACAGUUUAUUUAUUUUGGAUUGUGA